CUGCAAGAUUCAGGAGUGAAGCUACUUUCAGCUGGAUUGGAAAGUCCAAACUGCAAAUAGAAAUUCUCAGCUUGUCGGGCUGUUUAAUCACAGACGAAGGCUGUUCUCAUCUGGCCUUUGCUCUGACCAUGAAUCAUUCUCAUCUGAAAGAGUUGGACCUCAGCUACAAUUGUCUAGGAGAGUUGGGAGUGAAACAGUUGUCGUUUGGACUGCAGGAUUCACAAUGGAGAUUAAACACUCUAAGAGUGGACCCUGCCGGAGUCCAGUGGUUAACACCAGGUCUGAGGAAGUAUUCUUGUCAACUCACAAUUGACUUAAACACAGUGAACAGAGAGCUCAGAUUGUCUGACAACAACAAGAAGGCUACACGUGUGAAGGACCGUCAGUCUUAUCCUGACCAUCCAGACAGAUUUGAUGUCCCUCAACUGCUUUGUCAAACUGGCUUGACCUGUCGUUGUUACUGGGAGGUUGAGGUGAGAGGAGAAGUGGAUAUAUCUGUGAGCUACAGAGGAAUUAGAAUUAGAGGAUACAGUGACGCUUGUUGGUUUGGACGGAAUCAUCAGUCCUGGAGUCUGUUCUGCUCUGAUAAGGGUUAUUCUGUGUGGCACAAUGCCAAAAAAACACCCAUCCUCUUCUCCUCUUCCUCCUCCCCCUUCUCCACCUUCUAUGUCUCCAACAGAGUAGCAGUGUAUGUGGACUAUCCUGCUGGGAUUUUGUCCUUUUAUAGAGUCUCAUCUGACACACUGAUCCACAUCCACACCUUCAACACCACAUUCACUGAACCUCUUUAUGCUGGAUUUAGAAUAUUUCCUGAUUCCUCGAUCUGUCUGUGUUAGGUUAAAGAGUCUCUGAGAAAACAGACACAUGGAAAUUAGAAUUAUUCUUGGAUGUAGAUGUUCUGUUUCUGUCUGUUACACACCAAAUAUUUUCUGCAUCAGUGGUUGGGACUCUUUCACCAUAACUUUAACCAAGAGGAGUCAGUAGCACAAUUUAUUUAUUAAAAAUUAUUGAUCCUAUUUUAUUACACAGAAAUUAAUCUCGGACACCUAAGACUUUCUCUCUCAUACACAUAUUUUGAAAAUGUUUCUGAUUAUAACAUGUAUUUCAAUAUGUCACAGCACAAUUAAUGUAGUGAAAAGAUGCUUAAUAUUCUAGAUAGCAAUAUUGGAACAAUGGUGAAACAAUAUUGGAACCAUGGGGGGUUGCUAGUUUGAUUUCCACUGUAUCUGCCUCUCUUAUUGUGUCCUUGGGAAAGACACUUCACCCACCUUGACUGCUGCCAUUGCUCAGAAAGGCUGAUGACGCAACAUCUUUGGGGCACAGUGAGUCUGUAACUGAGGCUAUAAACCAGUAGCUUGCCUUUAUCAGAAUGUGAAUGUGUUCUUGAAUGACUAUGUUGAAUCCUAUUCAAGUCUGGUUUUGAUUCUAAAAAUAUGUAUCAUUUUGUAUCCCUGUAAAUUGCCUAAAGAAUUUCAUUGAUAUGUACUGACCUGCAAAAACAAAGAAAGACAGAUUAGUACCGUUAAUUGGAGAAAUGAAGAGGGGAAAAGGGGAGAAAACACCCGUUUUUGAUGUACCCAUGUUAGAGAACAGAUGUAUUGAAUAAAAAAAAUGUAUUA
Molecule: messenger RNA, 1619 nt
Organism: Xiphophorus hellerii (green swordtail)
Lineage: Eukaryota; Metazoa; Chordata; Actinopteri; Cyprinodontiformes; Poeciliidae
Product: stonustoxin subunit alpha-like
Exons: 4
Coding region: 129-836 (235 amino acids)
Molecular function (GO): protein binding
Source: RefSeq, a predicted model, not a curated record